GUUACCACUUGAUGGCUUGUCCGUCAUGACAAAUGGAAAACAUGUUCAUAUCGAGACACCGUUUAUGCUUGCUACACAGUUUUCAGAGCCACCACUUUUACAAACCAGUUGUAUCUUCAGUUGUCAUUAUAGGGCUGAAAUGAUUAGUCGACGUAGGCUGUGUCUCAAUUGGCGUACUUACACUUAGCGUUCGUUUGCAAUAAGCGCAUUUACAAAGAUAAAUACCGCAAAUGCAGAGUAGUACCCGGAUGUUGUACUCAUGGUGAGUACACAGUGAUGGACACGCCCUACCCUCAAUAGUCACCAUCUUGGCUAAUUAGCGGAAGAGGUGGGACUAAUAUGAAAUAGGGCGGCUGAGGAGCUACCCCGAGGUGGAAAGUAGUGAACAUUGUAAGUUACAUGCUUCAUAAAAAAUGCAAAUGGAAAAGGAAUAAUAAAUACAUUUUAUUUGAUUUUAAAAUCGAGAAAUAUGGGCGGAAAAGCCUGGCAAGAUAUUUCAUCGGGCAAUCCAAAUGUUGGGUGGUUGCAAUUCACCAUUAAAAAAGAGAGAAGAACAAGAAGCAGCCUAUCCAAAGGAGAACCCUCAGCUUUUCUGCCAAUACUGAGCUUCGUUCUCACCACCUUCUCGUCACCUUUUGCUGAGCAACUUGUGAUAGAUGGGCUGGAGCUGACAAGCAAAACUGACCUGAGAUUCAUAGACACUCUCUAUAAGAUUCUACGAGAUACCUUCCACUAUAAACCCAUCCUCUCCAAGCAACAGUUUCUUCAGAGGGGUUUCCCUCAAAGAAAAAUUGCCGCAAUUUGUGACGUCAUUGACUUGGUCCUGCAAAGACACAAUGAGGUGAAAAAGCCCAAAGUUAGAUAUCGUGGAUCACACAAGGAUGUCAGAAGAGAAGCUCAUCCACCAUUUACCAAGCCGUAUAUUGUCUGUGACAGUCCUCUUGUUGUGAAUCACAUGCAAAUAGGGGAAUCGCUGCCAUGUCACAGCGGAAUGGAACCCUCGCAUGAUGACGUGCACUCAUCUAAUUCUCCUGAAAAUGUGACAAACCAGCUGGCUGAAAAGGAACAGAAGGAGGAUGUUGCCUUUUUAUCUUCCAAUAUUGAGCAACGGCUUUCUGCAUUGGAAGUUCAAAUUGAGAGUCUUCUUUGUGGUCUUCAAAGGCUCAGUGCCCUGGAGGAACGUCUGCAGGAGCGAGAGAGCCGAAGUAACUCUGAAAAAAAGGAAGAAGUCAUCACAAUAUCUAAGGAGAGCUGGGAAAAUCUUAACAGUAGAGUCCUAUUACUGGAAACUAAACUGGAACUGGACCAUGCAAAGCGGAGUGUUCUUCCAACAUGCCAGCCAUCUGCCCCAUCCCACUAUGUCAGCUCCAUGUCUGACGCUUCUCAGGAUGAUUUAAAAGACAGACUACAUCGUAUCACCAACAUGCUGAAGAGUACCUCCGAGUACCUCUGAUGAACAACACAGAAUCCUCCACAAAAAACGGAUCCAUUGUUUAGGCUUUUUUUGUAAUACCAUAACGUUCCAGUAUUCACAGCAGCUUGAUUGUUAACACAUCACUCUGUGGCUUGAUCUUUUAGCUUUGGUGGAUCAUUAUCUUUUGUGAGACUUAAAAGGUAUGGAUGUACACACAAACAAGCAGUUGGCGAUGGGUCACAUUUUCAUUUAGCAGAAUUCCAAAAAGCUAUAAAAUAGAGUUUAUAGAUUCUGUAAAUGGAAAUAUUUCCGGUGAUGCUGUACAGUACUGUUGUGCUUCAUUAACUUGCAGAUGAUGCAUUUAUUUGCACUGUGUGCUAUGUUGAACACUCACUCAUCAAGCACCCGUGGGGCACCUCCCUAAUAUAAUGGUAGGGAUAGUAUGCCAUAUUUCAUGCAAUGCCACCACUUUAUGCAGUUUAUUCACAUUUUUUACACUCUUAGUUGAUAAUGUUUAAUUCAUUGGAAAUGUCCACAUUUCCAAUGAAUAUUAGACAUUGUACCAUGUUCCGUACAUGACACAAAAUAACGCCAAUGGUACAAAAUAAUGCUAGGUUUUACCGAUUCAUUUUGUGUGACUUGCUCUUCCUUUUAUUUCUUUUACUCGAUGAUCGUUGUUGCCGGACUGUGAAUAAAUAUGAAUAAAUUGUUGA
Dunckerocampus dactyliophorus (ringed pipefish) is the source of this 2127-nucleotide messenger RNA. RefSeq names its product centrosomal protein 44 (gene cep44). Gene Ontology annotation, cellular component: centrosome; spindle pole. Lineage: Eukaryota; Metazoa; Chordata; Actinopteri; Syngnathiformes; Syngnathidae. The record is from RefSeq and is a predicted model, not a curated record. Bases 470 to 1453 code for a protein of 327 amino acids. The transcript is spliced from 10 exons.